Talpa occidentalis (Iberian mole) is the source of this 4117-nucleotide messenger RNA. RefSeq names its product FA complementation group E (gene FANCE). Gene Ontology annotation, biological process: interstrand cross-link repair. Bases 1470 to 2846 code for a protein of 458 amino acids. The record is from RefSeq and is a predicted model, not a curated record. Gene Ontology annotation, cellular component: Fanconi anaemia nuclear complex. The transcript has 10 exons. NCBI's taxonomy places the organism in Eukaryota, Metazoa, Chordata, Mammalia, Eulipotyphla, Talpidae.
CUGCUUGGCGGCCGCUGGCGCUGCGUUUUCGCCCUCACAACCGCGCGAGGCGGUGCUUUUAUUUAUUUUUUAUUAUUUUUUUAAAGAUUUAUUUAUGCAUAUAGGAACUGGGAUACAGGCCAGAGGUGUGGGGGGCGAGAGGAUUCACCACAGAGCGGGGAACCGAACAGGCAGGUUGACUGAAAUACACUGCUGAGGGGAGCAACGGGCGAGUCAGGAGAAGUUUGCCGUGCCACGUGGGCAUCUCCCCGGCCGGGCAUCGAAUUCCUGAUGCAGUGCAUGGGGACAGCUUCAUAGGUUGUGUCUUAACCUUUUGCGCCACCAGGGAGGCCCAGAUUGACCAUCUUUUUAGUGAUUAGUUUCUCUCUGUUUAUUUUCCACAAAGAAAUAAGUUCUGUAAAGUGCCUGUAUGUGAUGACUGAAAGGUUCGGCGCAGUAAAGAAAAGGAGAGCCAGGCUACAUUUCUCAAAGGGAGGGAAAGUUUAUUGCGCCCCAGGCGGACCUCACAGACCCAACGCGGGGGUCAGUGGAGUCGCGCACGUUGUUAGGGGGAAGCAGGAUUUUAUAGGGUGAGGAGAGGUCAGGUGGGUAGUUGGGCUCUAAGGUGGGAAAAGUUUGUAGGGCAGGUAGAGGUUCUUUGUCUGAGAUGAGACUCGUAGGGAGUGGGGGGAGGCUCAUUGUCUGAGUCCUCCAGGCAGGUAUCCACAUUCCUGCCCCCCAGGUGGGCUUCCUGGUUGGCUCCUGCAUUCUGGCUUCCUGCAUGGACCUUUCAAUGACAAACAGCCUUGCAAAGUCGUGUAGACAGAAGCAUGAUGGGUGUAGCCAUGGCUUGCCACACCAACAAAUCCCAGGUCACACAGCAUCUGGAUUCAUGUCUUCAUGACAUGCAGUCGGCUACAUUGCUCUCUCCUCAGCAGUCCUUGUUGUUGACUGGAUACUUAUUCUGAGACAAUCCAUCUAAUAAACGUGCCCCAAAUGCCUGCUGUGGGCUGCUGCUGUUUUGGGGGCUGGGUCACAGGAAGGAGAUGCUGUCCCUACCUCUCAGGAACACAUGUUCUUGAACAUCAGAACUGGGCAAAUGAGUAACUCUGAGUUCCAGGAAAUUACCAAGGGAGCACAGGUCUGCAAGCCAUGGGUUGCACGGCAUCUUGGGAGUAUUAUUUUUACAUUUUUUUUUCUUCCUCCCUGGUGGCACAAGGGGUUAAGUCACAGCACUAUGAAGCUAUCAGCAGCCAUGGCAGCACAGUUUGAUCCCCAGCACAGUUCGAUCCCAGGCAGGGAGCUGACCCACAUGGCUCAGAAGACCUCUCCUGUCUUAACCGCUGCUUCCCUCUGCAGUGUAUUUCAGUCUGCCUGUUCUGUUCCCCACUCUGUCUCUGGUGAAUCCUCUCAUCCCCCACACCUCUGGCCUGCACCCCAGAUCUUGUAUGCAUAAAUAAAAUAAAAUAAAUCUUAAAAAAAAACCAAGCAUGGCGAAGAAGAGCAGGAAACCACUGCUGCUGCGACUGCCCCAGUUAUGCCAGAGGAACCUGAUGACCCUGUUGAUAGCUGUUCAGCCAUCAUUGCCUGAAAGCAAGCUCCUCCCAGUGCUGCGGAUUGCUCAGCAGGACGCAAGCCCUGACCCUGAUGUCUGGCUCAGAGCCCUGGGGGAAUUGCUGCGAAGAGAUCUGGGACUUGGGUUCUCCACUGAAGAAGCGUCCCCAUUGUCUAAAAGGUGCCAGAGUCAGCUCCAAGGCCUAUGUAGGCAGUUGUGCCAAGGCGGCAGGAGAUUGAAGUUGCCCCAGACCCCAAACCCCAAAGAGGAAGAAGAGAGGGACUCCCAGCAGCCUGGGAAGCGCAGAAAGGAGCCAGAAGAUGACCCUGGCAGUUCCCAAGGGGAAAGGACUCCCAAACGAUUCCGUUGUUUGGAAAUAGAAGAAGAAUGUCAUGAGACAGCUGAGCAGGAAUCAUUGGAAUCCCUGGCAGAUGGAGAAAGUACAUCACCUGUUAAGAAGCCACAUGUUGUGGGGGUGGAGCCCAGAGAGCCUGGUCAGAGUCUGGAGGAUGCUAAGGGCACAGCUGCGAGUUUGGAGUUGCCCAAAGCUAUCCAGGACUUGGUUCCCAGGCUGCAGCAGCGGCUAAAGACCUACAGAGAGGGGUUGGAGAGGCUGGAAGGUGACCCCCCAGUUGAGCUGCAGCUUCUCCAUGAAUGUAGUCCCAGCCAGAUGGACCUGCUGUGUGCCCAGCUGCAGCUCCCGCAGCUCUCGGACACAGGUCUCCUGCAGCUCAGCACCUGGCUGCUGGCCCUCUCACCAGAUCUCAGCCUUGGCAACGCUACUGUGCUGACCAGGAGCCUCUUUCUUGGGCGGAUUCUUACCCUGACUUCCUCAGCCUCCCGCCUGCUCACGACUGCCCUGACCUCCUUCUGUGCCAAGUAUACCUACUCUUUCUGUAGAGCCCUCCUUGGUCCUGUGCUCCAGGCCCCAGGAAUAGGUCCAGCUCAAACAGAGUUACUGUGUUGCCUUAUGAAGGACAGGUCCCUGGAGCCAGACACUCAGCUUCUACUGCUAGGGCAGAUCUUGGAGCUUCCCUGGAAGGAAGAGACUUUUUCAGUGUUGCAGGCACUCUUGGAGCGGCAGGUGGAGAUGACCCCUGAGAAGUUCGAUGUCUUGAUGGAGAAGCUCUGUAAAGAAGGGCCAGCAGCCUGUACAUCCAUGGCCUACGCCAAGCUCAUGCUGACAGUGAUGAACAAGUAUCAGGCCAUUAUCACUGAGACUCAGAGGCUGGGCCUGACCACAGCUCUGGAACCCAACACCACUUUCCUCAGGAAAUCCCUGUGGGCUGCCCUGCGACAUCUGGCGCCCUGACCAUCUACCGAGGGACCACACUCCUGGAGCUACCUUGCCAGAGUCCUGAAGGACACUUCUGCCCUCAGCACCUCACCCUGACCCCUUGACCCCUUGCCUGCAAUGAGCCUUGUUAUUCUAGGAACCAGCUGCCUCUCUGCUCCAGGCUGCAGAGAGGCGAUCUAGGCCUCCCAGCCAGCAGGGAGGGUCCUGAACUAAAUGGGCCAGAUGAGCUGUAUUUCCAAGUGCUGCUGACCCUGCGCUAACUCCUUGACAUUGCUUCCUCAGGCUGAGGGGACAGAAACUGAUAGGCAGAAUGGUCAGAGCAGAACCAGAGGAGAUGAAUGAUGCUCCAGGAGCCCUGUAAUCUCAAGUGUGUAUUAGGACCUUCUGUGUACUUAUUUCUGGCUGGAAUAAUUUAUCAUUGGUAUUUAAUAAAAAGCAGAAAAUUCAAUAAUGUCUUAUUAGAAGCAGUACCUGCCUGCCUAUUAACUGGGUGUAUGUUGAAAGUGAACAUUCACAUAGAUACACACAUACAAACCUCACUCCCAUCCUGCUCAGUGACAAGGGUCAUCUUUUUCCUGGUGGUUGUGAAGUUCAUUCAUUCAUUUUCUGUCGGGCCAGAUAAUAUGUGAUACCACCAGCUCCAGUCCCACCACGGACGGGGGCUGAAAGCUGGGGGUGAUUUAGUGUGGAGUUUGGAAAGGCUUUUGGGCAGAUGAUAUUUCAGGAGAAAUCCGAAGGGCUGCUGGGUUUAAGUUAUUUGUGCUGAGAAGAGGCUGGGGCCUGUUGGACCCAGGAAAGAGCAGAAGAAACCUUAAGAGUUUGCAAUACCGUGGGCAAGUCUGUCGUCCAUCCUUAAAUUCCCACUGUGCCUAGCCAGGCCCUUCUAGUAAACGCUCACCUGAAUCAACUGUCAGGUGAAAGUUCAUUCCAGUACCUUGCCAGCUCUCCCCCACUUUAAAGCUUGAGAGGCUAGGAGCAGAGCCUUGAGUCUUGAGCUUUCCUUUCUCAACUUCCUCUCAGAAGCCAUGAGUCCCCAGUUAGAACCAGAUGAGGAGGGAGAGGUCAGGAGUAAAGCCUGCUUCAGAGAGCUGAAGCGGGUGCCAGGGUCAGCUGGAAGUGGACAGCGGAGAUUUGAGACAAAACACAGGAAUUGCACGCUCUCAGCGGCGAUCACGGUGCGGUGCCCAGGACGUGCGACUAUUGAAGCUUGAACCCUGGACCCGGUCUGUUCCCUAAGAGCCUGGCAGUAGCGGGCGCGAAUAGCGAUCUCGGUGCAACGGGGCGCG